Xenopus tropicalis (tropical clawed frog) is the source of this 1604-nucleotide messenger RNA. RefSeq names its product G protein-coupled receptor 4 like gene 2 (gene gpr4l.2). The record is from RefSeq and is marked provisional. Lineage: Eukaryota; Metazoa; Chordata; Amphibia; Anura; Pipidae. Gene Ontology annotation, molecular function: G protein-coupled receptor activity. Gene Ontology annotation, biological process: signal transduction; G protein-coupled receptor signaling pathway. Gene Ontology annotation, cellular component: plasma membrane; membrane.
GUGGCUGCUUGCUUAGGAUGGCUCUUUCUGGCUUCGUUUGUAGCUGCUCUCACAGGAACUGAAGUGCAGCUGUUCACGCUGGAAGAAUGUGUAACCAGAGCGUGUCGUGUCCAUUCCCUGACAAUUAUGAGGCCGUCUUAUUCCCCAUAAUCUACAGCAGUGUCUUUAUAGUUGGUUUGCCGAGUAACCUCAUAGCUAUUGGAGUUAUUGUUCAACUAAUCAGGAAGAAAAACAUCUUGGGCAUCUACCUGGCCAACCUUUGUGCCUCAGACCUCAUGUACAUAAUGACCCUACCUGUCUGGAUUGUCUACACAGCAAAGGAGGAUUGGCUAUUUAGUACCCUCACCUGCAAAAUUGUGGGCUUUUUCUUCAAUGCCAACCUUUACUCGACUAUUUCCUUUCUUAGCUGUAUAGCUACAGACCGCUUUGUUGCCAUGGUUUUUCCACUUCGCUCAAGGAUCAUUCGGAGCAUGAAAACUGCUGUAGUGAUUUGUGUGAUAGUUUGGCUGAUCAUUUUGGGCUCACAUUUGUAUUUCUUAACCAGGGAUGAUGUUUUUACUUCUACCCAGAAUGUGGAACUUUGUUAUGAGAGGUAUCCCAUGGAAACAUGGAUGGCUCAUCUGAACUACUUCCGAAUUUUUGUGGUCUUUCUUAUCCCAUUGAUUCUCUUGGUAUUUUCCUACUGCUCUAUAAUUCGAGUCAUCUAUCGUACGGCCACAUUGGAAACCGAUCAGAAGAGGAAGAUAACUGGGCUGCUCAUGUCUAUGACUGCAAUAUUUGUGGUUUGCUACCUGCCAUAUCAUGUAAUCCUUUUCAUCCGUUCAUAUGUCAGUGACCUGGGCUACUGCAGCUGUACACUAGAGAAGAAUGUUCGCCCCGCCUACCGUAUCACCUUUGCCCUCACUAGCCUGAGCAGUGCCCUAGACCCUUUCCUGAAUAUCUUUGUGAGUGAAGGAGUAAAGCGGGACUUGAUGGUGGAAAUAAGGGCUCUUUGGUUUUACCUGGUAGUUCGGCGAAAAGAAAAGAGCAAAAUGAGGUGCCUCGAUGUCUGUGACGGCAAUGUUCAAAGAAACAGUGGCCUCUUGUGCACACACCAAACAAAAAUGCAGUCUAGGCUGUAAACCGUUUUUUGGACAAGACAUUUUGUGGUUCAAUUUAAAUGGAGCUGGGAUUAUACUCCUGAAAAUCGGAUUUCAAAUUCACUACUGUUUCCCAAGGGAUUAAAGCUUUUCUAUAAACAGAAUGUGCUGCAAGUACAAGUGCAUCCAACCCAAACCCUGUAUCUGAUAACCAAGAAAGCUUCAACUUUGGUCAAUUUACUGCAACCUUUCUGAACAAGUUGAUUUCAUUGUUAUGGGUAACUUGUAAAUAUGUGGCAAUAAUGGCCUUGGACCUCAAUAUUUAUAAGUAAAACUGAAAAACAUGGGUGGGUAUGGGCCUUAAACUUGGUCUUUCUACUUACAAAGAGGACAGGUCUAUCAAAUAUGAAUUUAACUGCCCUACUGUGUGGGGAAGGCUAUAUUGUUCAGUAUUAGCAAAAGUAUUAAAGUUAAGAAUAUAACUGACAAGUAACAACGUUGUGUAAUAAAUUGUUGUAUUGUUAA